UCCACAACAGUAAUUUCAAGGUCACAUCUAAUUUCCCUCCAAAUCUGCAAUCUCCGUUUUCCACAGCCUAUCAAACAACUUCCCUUCCUUUCCUUGUGUCAAGUGUUCAACUUUUUUUUUCUUCUCUUUUCCUUCAAAGAGUGCGACAAUGGUUUCCCGUUUCCAGGCGGCAACGCUGGUUGCUUCACCUUCGUUCCCGAACUCCAUCGCAUGGUCCGACGAGAACCUAAUUGCCGUUGCAUCCGGUCACCUUGUCACCAUUCUGAAUCCUGUAUUGCCCUUUGGACCUAGAGGCCUGAUCACUGUUCCCAAGAGUGAACCUUACCCCAUUGGGGUGGUAAAAAGAGAAGAUCUAGCAUCUGGUUGUUUGUUGCCCAUUACAUUAAGUCGGGAUCCUCGUCCCUAUGUUCGUUCAAUUUCGUGGUCUAAUCUUGGAAUGGCUCCUAACUCUGGGUGCUUGCUGGCUGUGUGCACCACAGAAGGACGUGUAAAGGUUUAUCGCCCUCCCUUUUGUGAUUUCUGUGCUGAGUGGAUAGAGGUUUUGGAUAUAACAGAUAGGCUUUAUAAUUAUCUUUCAAGUAUUAGUUUUGAGGAAGCAGACAUUCCUCCGUCAGAAAUUUCUAAUGAGCCAGUGCCAACCCAUGGUUGUGUUGAUAAUCCACCAGACUCUGUUUCAGGAAAGGAGCACAAGCGAAGAAGGGUGAACACGUCUGGCGUUAGCAACUUUGACUCAGAACCUUCUAGUGACCAAAUAUCAUGUUUUAAAAAUGGCAAGGCUGUCAAUGCUGGCCCCAGCCCUUCCACCGAAGUGGAGGGACAGGAUCUUCACAAGGUGCUGAAUACUAAAUCUGGCAGGGGAAAAAGUUCACAUCAGACAGUUCCCGCUAUCAAAUCUAAAGGAAAAUCUGCCAAGAAAAUACCUGAAGUUUGUAACUUACCUUUGAUAACUGCAGAUCAAUAUGCUUCACGUAAUGCGAUGCUAUCAUCACUUGUUCUUGCCUGGUCUCCACUGCUCAAGUUGUCACCUGAAAUAUGUCUGGCUCCUGAAAAUAAUUCCUCCAACUGCUUCUCUCUGCUAGCUGUUGGUGCAAAGUCUGGUAAAAUUUCAUUCUGGAGAAUUCAUGCACCGCAAUACUACUCUAUUGAGCAGAUUAGGGCUCCUACUGCUGUGGAACUCACUGGGAUCCUUCAGGCACACAAUUCCUGGGUCACCACUAUAAGUUGGGCCCUGCUUGGUUCUGAUUCUUCAAAUCCUCAAGUUUUAUUAGCUACUGGGAGUACUGACGGGAGUGUGAGGAUCUGGAUAGGGCAUGGGGAGGAAUUGUUAAAGUCAUCAGAAGUUAAUAAUGCUCCAUUUUAUCUAUUGAAAGAGAUUAUAAAUAUUUAUGCUGUCCCAGUCUCGAUGCUUUCACUUAUGCCCUCUCUGUCACUUCAUCAAAUACUCUUGGCGGUUGGCAAAGGAUCUGGAGCUUUUGAAGUGUGGAUUGGAGACAAAUCUGCAAAAAAAUUUCAUAGAGCUGGCUCAUAUGGUGCCCAUGACCAAGUUGUGACUGGUUUAGCCUGGGCUUUUGAUGGAUGUUUUUUGUACAGCUGCAGCCAGGAUAAUUUUGUUCGUAGCUGGAGUUUAAUUGGGAGUUCCCUUACUGAAGUGCCCAUUCCCUCAAGUUUUCCUGGGCUAAGGAGCUUCAGUGAUCUCCCAGAUGUGUUUAUCUCAUGCCUUGGUCUGGUGGUAUCACCUAGUAAUCUUGCAGUUGCAAUGGUUCGAUGUUUUGAUGUUAAUCAGUUGGACCACAUGUAUGAAGCAAGGCUUCAGAAGGCUGCUGUUGAAUUUUUCUGGAUUGGAGGGCAACAAAAGGACAUUUUGUCAAAUACUUCCCUCGGGUUUGAUAUUGAAGCCUUUCCUGGUUUUUCAGAGAAAGAACUUGUUUAUUGGAAUUCCAAUAUUAUCUGCUCUCUAAAGCAAUAUGAACAGUGGGAUAAGGCACUGGUUGUUUGGGAUAUUAUAGCUGCAUUAUUGGCCUUCAAGGGGUCAGCACCCCAUUAUGUUGAACAUGUCCUGGUUAAGUGGCUGUCAAUGUCAUUUUUGGAUUUGCAUAUGGAACAUUCUAUGGAAAAGGUUCUGCUACAUGUCUGUAAAAGUUUUUCUAAAGCUGCUUCUCGCCAGUUGCACCUCCUUAAUAUCAUUGGCAGACGGGUAAUACUGUCAGAGCUGAAGGCAGAUGAAAUAAACAGCAACUUGCUGAACUUAGGAGUAGAUGAGGCCAGUUUUGCUCAAGAUAGGCAAUUUAAUUUAUGGAUGGAGUUACUUUCAAGCAGUGAAAGAGAACUUCGUGAAAGGCUUGUGGGUUUUAGUUUUUCUGCUUACAGAAGUCUUACAUCCAAUUCAACCUCCUGUUCUUCCAAGCCUGGACAUUGGUAUCCUCUUGGUAUAGCACAAAUGGAGCAGUGGAUUGCACAUAAUAAUUGUCAUGUAAGCAAGCAACUAAAAGUCAUGGCAGCAGAGAUUAAAACCUGCAAGAGCAGGAACUACUGCAUUGAACUGGAAGCAGAAGAGCAAUGUAGCUAUUGUUCAGCACCGGUUCCUUUUGAUUCCCCAGAAUUUGCCGUUUGCAAGGGUUUGAAGAGCAAUGGUGGAUUUGAGCAGAAGCAUAAAUUAGCAAGGUGUGCUGUUUCUAUGCAGGUUUGCCCUACAACUCCCUUAUGGCUUUGCAAGUGUUGUCAAAGAUGGACUGCCAACCUUGCACCGGAGACUCUUUUUAUGAUGCCUAAAUAUUCUCUAGAUUUUAGUUUGUCACCCGAGUCUUCUCUUGUAAAAGUAGCCUCCAAACCACUAUGUCCCUUUUGCGGGAUAUUGCUACAGAGAUUCCAACCAGAAUUUCUUCUCUCUGCACUGCCAGUGUAAUCUUCACCCCUAACACUAUGUAUAUUGUUUGUUAAAAAAGUUUUUAAUUAUUACUAGUAUUGACUUUCAUUUAUUUUUCUUAAAUAGAUGAAAGGAAGGAUGUCAUAAGUGAUAGAAAAUAAUGAGUUUUUGCUUGGGACUUCUCUAACUUAUAAUUAAGCGAAGGCUAUUAAAUUUUUAUCAGCAUCUAAUCAUUUGUGUAGUUAUGUCGUAUUUGUUUUAUAUGAAACA
This is a messenger RNA of Durio zibethinus, 3133 nucleotides long. Lineage: Eukaryota; Viridiplantae; Streptophyta; Magnoliopsida; Malvales; Malvaceae. The record is from RefSeq and is a predicted model, not a curated record.